AUGAACAAGCGGAAUCGUGCUCAAGUGCGGUUGAUGCGAGAUUAUGAAGAAAUACAAAAUGAUCCUCCUUAUGGCAUUAGUGCGUCUCCAACAAAUAUGGACGAUCUCUUCAUGUGGGAUGCUAUGAUUUCUGGCCCUGACGAUUCCCCCUGGGAAGGUGGCAUGUUUGCCUUACAGUUGCGUUUUUCCGAGGACUACCCAUCUGUGCCUCCAAUUGUUCGAUUUGCAACUCCCAUUUUCCAUCCCAAUGUUUUUUCGGACGGGAUGGUGUGUCUCGAUAUAAUAAAAGAUAAAUGGUCCCCUGUCAAUACAGUGAGUAUGAUAUUAACUUCCAUUCAGAGUCUUUUAAAUGAUCCCAACCCGAACAGCCCUGCAAACUCGGAGGCUGCUUCUUUGUACGUUAACAACAUCCGCGAAUAUAAACGCCGCGUACGCGAAUGCGCGGAGCGAUCUCUUCAAAUGAACUCGUGUUUUGUUUGUUCCAUCAAACAGCCACAUCAACUUCAAAUCAGGAAAGCAAAUCUUCAACACUUCGAAUUUCCCUAUUAA
Molecule: messenger RNA, 549 nt
Organism: Blastocystis hominis
Lineage: Eukaryota; Bigyra; Opalinata; Blastocystidae
Exons: 6
Coding region: 1-549 (182 amino acids)
Biological process (GO): protein polyubiquitination; DNA repair; proteasome-mediated ubiquitin-dependent protein catabolic process
Molecular function (GO): ubiquitin conjugating enzyme activity
Source: RefSeq, a predicted model, not a curated record